AUUAUGACCCAACCCAACCGUAUACCCCUUAUUCAAAUAACCCUACACUAUCCCCUACAUUCUCUCUCUCUCUAAACUAUACCAUCUCCGACCUCUCUCCCCACAGUAAAUCGCCGCCGCCGACCUCACAAAACAAAAACAUCUACUGAAGGUCAUUGAACGCGGGAAGGAAUCAAAAGAAGACUUCAAUAUCAAUCCCUUUAUGCAUUACCCGUACUGUAGGUGUUUUAAAGAAAAAAGAACAUAUAUCUUUGGGUAAGAGUAGAUCUAUUCGUAAUUUGUAUUACUGGAGAAAAGGAAAUAUUAUUUUUAAUUUGAGUGAUAUGCUAGACUUGUUAGCUUCUAUGAAUUUAUAACAUAGUUUAGAGAGAGAGAGAGAGAAUUGUAGGGUUAUUUGAAUAACGGGUAUAUGGUUGGGUUGGGUCAUAAUAAUUUUGGGUGAAAAUGUUAUAUUCUGAUCGGGUUGGGUUAAAUUUGGUGGGUAAAUAAUUAUUUGGGGGGAAAUGGGUUGGGCGUCUAGGAUGAUGACACGUGACAGUUCGUUUGGGUUAAGGGUACAAUUGACCUCAUAGUAUAACGAUAAGAGUAUAAUUGACCCUAUAGUAUAACGAAGAGUAUGAAUGAACUAUUUUUCAAAGUUUAGCGGUAAUUUUAGCCCUUUUCCGUUCUUUCUUUGUGCCCAUUUUGGUGAAACCUCUUUAUAUCAUCAUCCCAUGCCAAAAUCAACUGACUCCCUGCAUGCUUUUCAAAUCCCAAACACCUCGGGAGGCAGAUUAUAAGAAGGAGAGAGGUUAUUCGGAUCCUAAACGGGUCGACCCUAUUCCCCCUUCUCCUUAGCAAACGAAAAUUUCUUUUUCUUUGUACCGAAAACCAGAAAUCAAGAGUGAACUACACUAAGAGUUGAGCCAAUCUUUAACUUCAAGAUUUAGCCAGAGAAAGAAAGUGAACUACAGUAAGAGUUGAGCCAAUCUUCGGGUUUUUUUAACUUUAAGAUAUAGACAGAGACAGAAAGUGAACAAACAAAAUGGUGACACCAAUGGAGCAUGCAUUUAUCCCUCAUGACCUUCCUGAGUUCUUUAAGAUUUAUUACCCUGAAAUAUGCUAUCCGCAACUGAGAAUUCCACCUGCCUUUCUGAAGUUUUUCAAUGGAGAUAUUCCUUCGAUCGCUGUGCUUGAAGAUCUUGCAGCGAGAUCUUGGACUGUUGCUGUGGAAAAGAAUGACUGUGAUUUAUUUUUCAAGGGAGGCUGGCCAGAUUUUGUGCAAGAAAAUAAUUUAGAAUUUGGAGAGUUUCUAACAUUUUCCUAUGCUGGAAACUCGAAGUUUUAUGUUAAAAUAUAUGGGAAAAACGGCAGCUUGAAGCAGGACGUAAUUCCUCUCAAAGAGUCUAAGCUAGUUCCACUGGAUGAAGAAAAUGCGCAGGAGAAAGCUAUCGUUGCUCGGCCAGCUGAUCAAACACUUAAUGGAUCAGGUCACUUGGUUGCUUCAGUCACUUCAUUCGAAGUUGUCAUUAUGGCAUCCCACUUAAAAAGAGCACGCAUGAAUUUUCCUGCUACAUUUGGCAAUAGAUAUAGAUACUCGAAGAGGGAGCAACCACUUGUGGCUAUUCUUCAAGUUGGCAGUGCUAGUUGGCCCGUUAAUGUUCUGUCCAAUGAUAGACUGGAAAUUCGGAAAGGGAUACGCAAAUUUAUAUGCGAUAAUGCUUUGCGUGUUGGAGAUGUUUGCCGUUUUAAGCUGAUUGAUGAGGAGAAGUUCAUACUGAAAGUUCGCAUUAUGUGAUAGCCCAAGUAAAGUAGUCAUAAAAAUAUAGGCAAAAUCUCUGUGAGCAUUCACCUUAAUGUUUGGGUAAAAUAUUUCUACUUGAGAGAGAGGUUGUAAUAGAAAGGUUGAUGUACCAGAAAUCUAAAUCAAUGAAUUUACAGCUAGCAUUCUAUCAAUGAUGUGAUAUAUGCUUUACAUAGCUUCUUAUCCA
Lycium barbarum (goji berry) is the source of this 1970-nucleotide messenger RNA. RefSeq names its product putative B3 domain-containing protein Os03g0621600. The coding region runs from base 1025 to 1777 and encodes 250 amino acids. The transcript is spliced from 6 exons. NCBI's taxonomy places the organism in Eukaryota, Viridiplantae, Streptophyta, Magnoliopsida, Solanales, Solanaceae. The record is from RefSeq and is a predicted model, not a curated record. Gene Ontology annotation, molecular function: DNA binding.